GAGACGGCGGGCGCGGCGCGUGGCCCGCGGGCUAGAGGACCCUGGGAGGGCGCGAGUGACUGCGCGGGCGGUGGGUGUGGCGCCCCGGCUCGCAGCUGUCAAGCGCGCCCGCCCCGCGCCGGCCUCGCCACUCGGGCUGUGACCGCGCCGUGCCCGUCGCCGCGCCAUGCGCUCCAGGCUUCGGCCUCGGCUCCGGGCCCGUCCGGGGCCUCCGGGGCAGCGGCGCAGGGCACACGUCUUCGCUCAAGGGGCCCUGGCGUCCAGCGCCCGCUGAGAGCCCGCGUCGCGCGGGAGGGGCCAGCGGGGCCGCGGGUGUGAGCGCGAGGAGCCCGGGAGCGCGGCUGUGCGCGCGCGCGGGGAGGGGCCGCGCCGUCACCCGGAGAGCCCGGCGGAUCCCGGACUCCCGCCCGCCGCUCCGCCCGCCGCGCACCUCCUCUCACCGCUCGCCCGGCUCCAGCCGCCGCCGCACGGAGCGGCGGCAUGGAGGCUCUCACCACUCAGCUGGGGCCGGGGCGCGAGGGCAACUCCUCACCCAACUCUAAGCAGGAGCUGCAACCCUACUCGGGCUCCAGCGCUCUCAAACCCAACCAGGUGGGCGAGACGUCGCUGUACGGGGUGCCUAUCGUGUCUCUGGUCAUCGACGGCCAGGAGCGCCUUUGCCUGGCGCAGAUCUCCAACACUCUCCUCAAGAACUACAGCUACAAUGAGAUCCACAACCGCCGUGUGGCCCUGGGCAUCACGUGCGUGCAGUGCACGCCAGUACAGCUGGAGAUUCUGCGUCGGGCCGGGGCCAUGCCGAUCUCGUCUCGCCGCUGUGGUAUGAUCACCAAGCGCGAGGCCGAACGCCUGUGCAAGUCGUUCCUGGGCGAGCAUAAGCCGCCCAAGCUGCCGGAGAACUUCGCCUUCGAUGUGGUGCACGAGUGCGCGUGGGGCUCCCGUGGCAGCUUCAUCCCCGCGCGUUACAACAGCUCGCGUGCUAAGUGCAUCAAGUGCGGCUACUGCAGCAUGUACUUCUCGCCUAACAAGUUCAUCUUCCACUCGCACCGCACACCGGACGCCAAGUACACACAGCCCGACGCCGCCAACUUCAACUCGUGGCGUCGUCAUCUCAAACUCAGUGACAAGUCGGCCACAGAUGAACUGAGCCACGCUUGGGAGGACGUCAAGGCCAUGUUCAAUGGCGGCACGCGCAAGCGGACUUUCUCGCUGCAAGGAGGCGGCGGUGGCGGCGCUAAUGGCGGGUCGGGUGGGCAGGGGAAGGGUGGUGCUGGCGGCGGGGGCGGCCCGGGGUGUGGCGCAGAGAUGGCCCCAGGCCCGCCGCCCCACAAAACCCUGCGCUGUGGCGAAGACGAGGCCACCGGGCCUCCUGGGCCCCCUCCUCCCCAUCCGCAGCGGGGACUUGGUCUAGCCGCAGGAGCCGGCGGACCGGCGGGCCCUGGAGGGCCUGGUGGCGGCGCCGGCGUACGCAGUUACCCAGUGAUCCCAGUGCCCAGCAAGGGCUUUGGCCUCUUGCAGAAACUGCCCCCGCCGCUUUUCCCUCACCCCUACGGCUUUCCCACGGCUUUCGGCCUCUGCCCCAAAAAGGACGACCCGGUGCUAGGCGCGGGCGAGCCCAAGGGAGGCCCAGGCACCGGGAGCGGCGCGGGUGCGGGCACUGGCGGAGGCGCGGGCGGGCCAGGAUCCGGCCACUUGCCCCCGGGGGCAGGCCCUGGCCCGGGUGGCGGAGCCAUGUUCUGGGGUCACCAGCCCUCUGGGGCGGCCAAGGACGCAGCGGCCGUGGCUGCAGCGGCCGCCGCCGCUACCGUAUAUCCGACGUUUCCCAUGUUCUGGCCGGCGGCAGGCAGCCUGCCGGUGCCGCCCUAUCCAGCUGCGCAGAGUCAAGCCAAGGCCGUGGCGGCCGCUGUAGCGGCGGCGGCGGCGGCGGCAGCUGCAGCAGCCGGCAGCGGCGGCCCCGAGUCCCUGGACGGUGCCGAGCCCGCCAAGGAGGGCAGCCUGGGCGCAGAGGAGCGCUGUCCGAGCGCUCUGUCCCGCGGGCCGCUGGACGAGGACGGCGCGGACGAGGCGCUGCCGCCGCCUCUGGCCCCACUUGCCCCACCACCGCCGCCCGCACGCAAAGGCUCCUAUGUGUCGGCCUUCCGACCUGUGGUCAAGGACGCCGAGAGCAUCGCCAAGCUCUAUGGUAGCGCCCGCGACGCGUACGGCACGGGGCCUGCUCGUGGGCCAGGGCCGGGAGCGGGGUCCGGCGGCGGUUACGUGAGCCCAGACUUUCUGAGCGAGGGCAGCUCCAGCUACCACUCCGCCUCGCCCGACGUGGACACUGCUGACGAGCCCGAGGUGGACGUGGAGUCCAACCGCUUCCCUGACGAUGAGGGCGCUCCAGAUGAGACCGAGUCGGGCGUACCCAGUGCGCCCAGCACGGGAGGCGGCCCGGACGCCGACCAGCCCGCAGGGCCCCCGUCUACCACCUCCUCGGGCGCCGACGGUCCCACAGACUCCCCAGAUGGCGGCAGCCCUCGUUCCCGGCGCCGCCCCGGGCUGCCCACCCCCAGCCGGUCAUUUGGGGACCUGGCGGCCGACGACGUGGUGCGGAGACCGGAGAGGAGCCCGCCGAGCAGCGGCUAUGAGCUGCGAGAGCCUUGCGGGCCGCUGGGGGGCCCCGCGCCGGCCAAGGUGUACGCGCCAGAGCGGGACGAGCAUGUGAAGAGCGCGGCGGCGCUGGGGCCCGCGGCCUCCUACCUCUGCACCCCCGAGGCCCACGAACCAGAUAAGGAAGACAAUCACUCGACCGCCGACGAUUUGGAAACGAGGAAAUCCUAUCCAGACCAAAGGAGUAUCUCCCAACCAAGUCCCGCAAAUACAGACCGAGGUGAAGAUGGGCUCACCCUGGAUGUCACAGGAACUCAGCUAGUGGAGAAAGAUAUCGAGAACCUGGCCAGAGACGAAUUGCAAAAACUGCUCCUGGAGCAAAUGGAGCUCCGCAAGAAAUUGGAGCGAGAAUUUCAGAGUCUCAAAGAUAAUUUUCAGGAUCAAAUGAAGAGGGAAUUGGCUUAUCGAGAAGAAAUGGUGCAACAGCUGCAAAUUGUCAGAGACACUCUGUGUAACGAACUCGACCAAGAGCGGAAGGCGCGCUAUGCCAUCCAGCAGAAAUUAAAAGAAGCUCACGACGCCCUGCACCACUUCUCCUGCAAGAUGCUGACGCCCCGCCAUUGCACUGGCAACUGCUCCUUCAAGCCCCCGCUGUUGCCCUAGGGCCGGCCCCGCCGCGCCCACGCGCCCUCAAGCCAUGCUGCUCUCUUCUUGUAAAUACCCGCGGCCGCGGCGGCCGAGAGCGAGGAACAAGCCAUUCCGACACGACCGAUGUACAUACAGCCUCCCGCCCGCCCGCCCUCCUCCCGGGCGCCUUGGCCCAGGGCCCCUUCUUCGUUUCCAAGUGUAAAUACCACCUCGCCCCACGGUUUAACUCCAGGGCAUCGGACCUCAUGGGGUUAACUGGACCAAAGGGGGUAAGAAAGGGGAAAGGGGUGUCUCCCCCGCCCCACACAGCCUCGGACCCCCCAGUUGUAUACACAGCGUAGCAACUUCGCCGGCGCUGGCCCUGCUCUCCCCUGUCCCUUCCAUUCUGAAACUUGUUCCUAAUGACAAAGUGGCUAUGUGCAAUGGGUAUAAAUGAACUGUGAGUCUCUCUGGGUUCAGUAUUGGGUUCCGUUUUAUUUAUGCUGUAAAUUAUUUUGCUUCCUUCUCCUGGACCUACUUCCGGUCCCAUUUUGCAUUCCCCUUUGGGUUUUGUCUAAUUUUUUUCCUUGUUAACCUCUUGAUGUAACAGCACUUUAAAAAGGGCGACGACUCACGAGAUGGAGACCACCUUGAGCCUAUUUGGGGAGACCACCCUGUAUCCGUGACUUUUGUUUUGUUUUU
Mustela lutreola (European mink) is the source of this 3915-nucleotide messenger RNA. It is a transcript of the gene SKOR1, whose product is annotated as SKI family transcriptional corepressor 1. Bases 481 to 3249 code for a protein of 922 amino acids. The record is from RefSeq and is a predicted model, not a curated record. Gene Ontology annotation, biological process: negative regulation of BMP signaling pathway; negative regulation of transcription by RNA polymerase II. The transcript is spliced from 9 exons. Gene Ontology annotation, molecular function: SMAD binding; DNA-binding transcription factor activity, RNA polymerase II-specific; RNA polymerase II cis-regulatory region sequence-specific DNA binding. NCBI's taxonomy places the organism in Eukaryota, Metazoa, Chordata, Mammalia, Carnivora, Mustelidae. Gene Ontology annotation, cellular component: nucleus; transcription regulator complex.